AUGAAAGGAAUUGAGUCUUUAAAUAAGAGUGCAUACUUUAAGGAGAAAUAUCUUAAUCCUAACAAUAUAUUCAAUUAGAUAGAGACAAACUUAAGAUUAAUUAAAGAAAAAUGUGAAUAAUAAAAAUUGAAAUUAAUAUCAUAAAAUUAAAUGGAGAUGUUUUAAGAAGUAUUGGAUCAUCUAAAUAAUAUAAUACAGUGUAAUUCUGAUAGAUAAAUUAUUUUUAAAUAAAACCAUUAAUUGAUUAUUGAUUAUUAAUAAUAAUAGUACUAAUUGACUAAUUAUAAUAUGGAUUCAUAAAUGAAAUAUGGAGUUACUCUGAUUUUUCCAAAUUAGAUGACUAUAGAAGAAGUAUUUUCAGAUUAACUCACUUUUAAAGAAUUCUAUCAUUUUCUAUUAAAAAAAUUUUCUGAUGAAAUAAAAUAAAUGUUUGUUAUUUUAGAUUAAGAUACUAAUAUUAUAAAUCCUGAUGAUUGGGAUUAACCUUUUAUAUAUGGAAAUAAGUAACAUUCUUUAUUCUUUAUAUAAUCUCUAUAAUUCUAUAUAAUGUAAUAAUAAAAAUAAGAAAUAAGAUAAGAGACAUAUCCAAUUAAUUAAAAAGUAUAGAUUCAAUAAAAUGAUUUUAAACAUUAAAUAUUUUAAUCUCAUAAUGUAUAUCCUAACAAAGAUAUGAAAAAAGAAUCUCUAAAUAGUCAAUUUCAUUCUUCGAUUCUAAAAAAUGGUUAUAGUUUAAUGAAUGUAAUUUAAUAUAAAUGUUAAUAAUGUAAUUAGUCAAUUCAAAAUAAAUUAAUAAUGUUAAAAUGUUUCCAUAAUUAUCAUGAAGAUUGUCUGUGUUCAAUGUUAAAAAUAUAAAUAGAAUCAAAUUAACCAACAUUAAAUUGUUUAUGUAAUAAAAAAAUUAAAAUUAAUGAGGUAAAUGUAUUGAACAAAGUUUAGAUAGAGAGAUUAUAUUAAAAUUAAAUAAAUGUAAUUUAUUAGAAACAAUAAGCAUUAUUUAUUAAAUGUAAUAAAUGUCAAUUCUUUUACAUAAAAGCAUAAAAUAAAUCAUAAAUACGAUAGGUUUGUUUGAUGUGUUAAGUAUGA
Messenger RNA from Paramecium pentaurelia, 1083 nucleotides. The record is from the annotation of a GenBank genome assembly. NCBI's taxonomy places the organism in Eukaryota, Ciliophora, Oligohymenophorea, Peniculida, Parameciidae.